Messenger RNA from Ostrea edulis (European flat oyster), 2075 nucleotides. Its product is annotated as integumentary mucin C.1-like. The record is from RefSeq and is a predicted model, not a curated record. The transcript has 6 exons. The coding region runs from base 62 to 1528 and encodes 488 amino acids. Lineage: Eukaryota; Metazoa; Mollusca; Bivalvia; Ostreida; Ostreidae.
UAAAGUUUCCACUCGAAAGAGAUGUCAUCUGAAAUCAUGGCAGCAUACCGGUAUUUUUGACAUGGGUGAACAUUGCAAUGUUUCCGCUUUUGCCAUUGUAAUGCUAAUUGUGUUUCAAACAGGCGAUUCCUCCUUAACAAUCCACACGCUACAGGCUUGUUAUGGUAACGGUUUUGAGGAUUAUCUAACACCAUCUUGUUCAUCAGGUGAAAAAAUCUACAUCUAUGAUGUCUACGUAUACGCAAAGCGUAUAGAACUAAAUUGCCCGGAGAUAGCUACGUUUUUUGACAGAAACAUUACCUAUUGUUGUAAUUACGUCAGCGUCGAAGAAGACUGUGGUCAAAGAUAUUUUGGAUCCGCAAGUGAAUUUGAGCACGCGCAUUAUUCGCGAUGCACCGGUUUGGAAACGUGUGGUGGAAUUCCAGUAGCUUGGAACUAUACGGAACAUUUCUGUAAUACAACGAUUUUUUCCGAUAGAACAAUCUAUAUGAAAAUGUGGUAUAACUGCAUUCCUGAUGCCUCAACAAUAACUAUCAAUUCGGCAUCAUUACUGACAGCAAAUACAGUCUUCCUCUCUAGCGAAAGUUAUCCAUCAACAAUGUCUGAAUGUUCAGCUACUUCCGGUGCUACAUGUGCAGUGCAAACAACCAAUGGAUCACCAAUUCAAAUCACAGCAUUAGACGUGCAGUUCAAUGAAACAGCUGGGGUUUGUCUACAAAGACUUUAUAUCAUUGAUGAGCCUACAAACACAGAGAUUUCCUGUAAUCAUAAUAACCAGUUCGCAAAGAGGGUAGUUUAUACCAGUACAAGCCACAGUAUCGAAAUAAGAUUAGACAAUACAGCGAGUAUAACGACAGGAAAAUUCUGGAUUCAAAUCGAAGCUACCGAAAGUUCAGAAAAUGUGACAAUCAACUGUAGAAGUGACACCGCUGUGUAUGGCUGUGGAUCUUCCAUACCUGUGACAGAUUCAACGACAGAGUCUACAUUGUCAGCAUCCGAUGAAGCAUCCACAACCACCACAGCUGAUACCACUGAGGUCCCCACUACCACCACCACUACUGAUACCACUGAGGUCCCCACUACCACCACCACUACUGAUACCACUGAGGUCUCUACAACCACCACCACUACUGAUACCACUGAGGUCCCCACAACCACCACAGCUGAUACCACUGAGGUCUCCACUACCACCACCACUACUGAUACCACUGAGGUAUCCACUACUACCACCACUACUGAUACCAGUGAGGUCUCUACAACCACCACCACUACUGAUACCACGGAGGUCUCUACAACCUCUACUGAUGUCACUGAUUCAACAAUAACUUCGAAUACUUCCACAUCAAAAUUGGAUUCAGACUCCUCUGACAGUACCUUUGACCUCAGUUGGAUAGUCACCAUUUUCCUGGGGAGUUUAGCCACAGGUGUAGUUUUUGGAUCCAUUGCGUAUGCUUUAAAUAGGUGCAAGAAAAAGUUCACCCAAGUAAAAGAUAAUGAAACACCCAGAAGAAGAAUUGCAUUUCAAUGAAAGAUGUGUUCUCCAGACAUAUCUCUUCAUAAUUUCAUUAUUUCCCAUAUUUAUGUAGCAAAAUUCCAUCAUCACCUACAUAUGGUGUUUAUAUCUCUAAAGAGCUUGUUAUGCGUAUGAUCAGUUUUUAAAUUAAAGCAGGCUACUGACAAACAAGUUGAUGUUACAGGGGUUUCAGCAGUCUCGUUUAAAGUCAGCAUUUCGCAGAUUAUAUGGUCGUUUUCACGAUGUGGUUUGUCAAUACAAUCUAUCUUGGGGUAAAAAUGCUGUCUGACGUGUUUCAUACCGAUUUUUAGCCCGUUCUUGGUACACAGAUUUUGACUACGGAUUACUCCGUUUACCUGAUCAAGAUAUAGGUUUCAAAGCGGAUGUGACCGGUCGGUGUGACCUUACUCCUUCUAGACACCUGAGCCCACCUUUAGCAUGCCCAGGGAUCCGUGUUUGCCCAACUCUCUAUUUUGUUUUCCUUGUAGUAGUUAUGAGAUUCAUUAUUGUUCAUUAUCUUCACCUUUCUAUAUCAUUAUCAUUUCAUUAAAAAUCUACUUGC